Cylindrotheca closterium is the source of this 1866-nucleotide messenger RNA. The record is from the annotation of a GenBank genome assembly. NCBI's taxonomy places the organism in Eukaryota, Bacillariophyta, Bacillariophyceae, Bacillariales, Bacillariaceae.
AUGGCAAUCAAACUUUCCACGGCUUCCAUCUUUGCGAUUGUAAUUCCAGUCUUGUUGGGCCUCCUCUUUUCCAAUGUCAAAGUUUCGGAUUUAUUGUUUGCCAAUCCCGUUUCUUCUCCUGGUGGUCUAGAACCCACUGCCACACCAACCACUGUGGCUCCUGAGAAAUGCAAACAACGAUUCCAAGUUCUUUUUCGGUCCGAGGCGGAUCCUUUCGCGAACGUCUCGGUAGUCUUGCACCAGAAUGGAGAUCCCAAGCACUGCGGAGACACUGGUUCGGGUUCGAAAUUCCACGCGCUCCUCUAUCAGAACUACGUCCAAUUGAAGGAUGGAGCUUGCCCAGCGGAACUUGACAAAUACCAAGUAGAAUCCUUGUUGACCAAGACCUUUUCGCAGUUGAUCAGCACUUGUGCGGAAUCUGGUCGAGAAGACAAGGGAUUCUUGGGAUUUUGCGAUGCUGGCAAAGACAAAACCCCCAUUUUGUUGGAUCACAAUCAUUUGGUUCCAGUCAAGUCGGAAUUGAUGGGAUUUUCAUUGCCAUGUCGCUUUCAUACUAGAGAAGGAUUGCGCAUCAGUUACAUGGAUCAACUUACCGGUCUUGCUAGUAGCAAACCGAUUGAUUGCGAAAUGGUGGAUACAGACGACGGCGACGACGCCAACACCCAGACCUGCCAGGUGGUCGAACCAGAAGGUCUCCCCUCCGAGAUUCACUUGUACGCAGUCCCAGCUGGACGAGUUUUCAUGUUUGCACCGGAUCACGUUGGCGAAAUUUUCCAUUUGAACCAUGUCAAUGGCGCAUUGAACAAGCCCAUUUACCUCAAGGUCAUGUCUUUGGAACCCCGAGUCUUUGACGUCUUUAAUUUUUUCUCGCGAGAGGAAUCCCAACAACUGGUGGACAAGGCCAUUGCGGAAACCUCGGAAACUCAUCGCAUCAAACGUAGUAGUACGGGGGCAUCUGGAUACAAUAUCAACUCUCGGCGAACUUCGGAAAGUGGAUUCGAUACACAUGGAAGCACAUCCACAAUUGUGAAGAAACGUUGCUUUUCGGCGCUUGGUUUUGAUGAAUAUAUUGACUCGCACGGAGAUGGUUUGCAAAUAUUGAGAUACAAUGUAACUACGGCCUACAAUUCACAUUUGGACUGGAUUGCGGACAAUGAUCAGCUGGCGCAUGAUUAUCAAUCUGCUGGAGUGGGUGGCAAUCGAUUUGCUACCAUUCUCAUGUACAUGUCCGACAUGGGCCAAGAAGAUGGUGGUGAAACUGUCUUUCCACAUGGAUGGCCAGAGGAUCUUGCCGAAAGUGAGCGUCUCGACAAAAAGACAGCCUUGGCGAAUUUGAGAGAAUCACCCAAUGGAAGUGUCUUGAAGGAGGGAUCGUGGGAAGAAAGCCUGGUUGCAACUUGUAGAUCACGACUGGCAGUUCGGCCUCAUUCUUCCAGAGCAGUACUAUUCUACAGUCAACACCCCAAUGGAGAAGUUGACAACAAAUCGCUUCACGGGGCAUGUCCAGUUCUUUCGGGUGUCAAGUAUGCUGCCAACCUUUGGGUAUGGAAUACUCCCCGACAAGGAUUCAGUGGAGCACCCAUCAAGGAGAAGUUUCGAAAGGAACAUGAAAACACAGUGUCCUCGCCCACUGUAGAAUUCAAACGAAUCACAGCAGUCUUUCAAAACACUGGGGAGCAUGAACAAAUGAAGAAUGCCAAAUUGCAUUACGAAAAUCAAUUCUGGGGUGACUUAGGCCCUAAUGAUCCCGCUUUGAGUGUGAAUACUUACGAGGGACAUGUAUGGAAUAUCUUUGUGGAUGGGAAGAUUGUCAAGACCUGGAACAUUUCGGAAAAGCGAGGACUGGAUCAAACCUUUACAUUUUAG